This is a messenger RNA of Rotaria sp. Silwood2, 489 nucleotides long. Lineage: Eukaryota; Metazoa; Rotifera; Eurotatoria; Philodinida; Philodinidae. The record is from the annotation of a GenBank genome assembly.
AUGUUGACCAUUCUCUCACUGGUCGAUGCUUCGCCUUUCCCCGUCUCCAAUGAGGCAGCGUCUGCAGGAAAAAGCUGCUUGGACUACUGUGCCAGCAAUGGUAUUUGUAUAAUGGCUGAUGAUGGUCCAAAGUGCUAUUGCCGGCCUGGAUGGAUGGGGAAACGUUGUGAUGAUAUUCGAAAGCCUGCUGCAAAUCCAAGAACUAACUUUGACAAGGGUGCACAAAUAAAUCCACGGGAUACCACGUGUCCAGACUCACUGGCACAAACAACUCCACAAAUUCCACCAGGGCCUACAACACCAAUACCAGCAGGACAAACGACUUCAUCAAGCGGACCAAUACAACCAAUUACACCUAAUGACGACAAAACAUGUGCUGACCGUCCAUGUCAAAAUAGUAGUACAUGUUACAAUACUGGAAAUUCAUAUUAUUGCUUUUGUGGUGCAGGAUUUACUGGUCGAAAUUGUGAACAACCCAGUAGUGGAUAA